UGAAUCCCAUCUAUCAAAUCCUCAUUACAACCACAGGUUCCCUCCCUUUCAUCCAAUAUAAAACAAAACCUUCUUCAUUUUCAAACAAUCACCACUACUACUACUACUACAACAACAAUGGCUUCCAAAACUCUCUCCUUCUUCUCCAUGCUCAUACUCAUUGCACUCUCUAUUCUGCCAAAUGCCAACACUUGCCAUGCAGUAGCUCGGCCUAUACCGAUCGAUACUGAGUUAUCAACUUUGCCGAAACCUACAUUACCACCAGGAUUACCAACGGUUCCGGAUGUCCCAAUACCUCAAAUUCCCAAGAUCCCUGAUAUUCCUCCUAUUCCUCUCAUUCCCACCACCCCAAUAAUCUCACCGCCCCCUUCUACUUCUAUUCCAAUCAAUUUGUUGGUUCAAGCAAUGGCUUCCACAGCAUCAAUCUUUAUCAUCUUGGUUGUUGUUUUGAUCUUCGGCAACAACCAAACAUGCAGCUCGGCCCGUGUACUCACCGAAGCUGUUCCACAUACACCGGAAUCACUACCUCCAUUACCAACCGUGCCAGUUUUUCCAAAGCAUACAUUACCACCGAAAUCUAGCAUGCCAUUUCUACUGAAACCUACAUGGCCACCAAAAGCAGCAGAGCCUUAUUUUUCUAAAUCUGCACUACCACCACUGCCUUCGGUACCGGUUCUUCCAAACCAUGCAUUUCCACCAACACAAGAAGUACCAACUUUACCGAAAUCUAUGAAGCAACCAAUAAUCCCUGCUAUUCCUCCUUUCCCUUAUAUUCCUGGUAUUCCCAGUAUUCCUCCACUCCCUGCUAUUCCUCCCUUCCCUUAUAUUCCUGGUAUUCCCAGUAUUCCUCCACUCCCUGCUAUUCCUACUAUUCCUUCUAUCUUCACUACUCCACCACCUCCAUCUUAUAAAACCAAUCCUUGAUUUGAUUAUGAUCAGCUUAAUUAUAUACCUUGGUAGUAUUGAUAUUUGUAUUGAGAUUUUAGCUAGUUUGUCUCUUGGGAUGUAUUGUAUUGUUUUCCAUUUUAUACUAUUGCUUCAUGUAUCUUUGCUUAUGAUUUAUGAAUAAAAGUCUUUGGUUAGACUUA
Messenger RNA from Dioscorea cayenensis subsp. rotundata (Guinea yam), 1088 nucleotides. Its product is annotated as protein PELPK1-like. Lineage: Eukaryota; Viridiplantae; Streptophyta; Magnoliopsida; Dioscoreales; Dioscoreaceae. The transcript has 2 exons. The record is from RefSeq and is a predicted model, not a curated record. Bases 118 to 924 code for a protein of 268 amino acids.